AUGAGAGAUCUUGUAGUAUUAGGGGGGUCGUCACACCCUAGCCUUACCAAGGCUAUAUGCCGUAACUUGACUAUAGAGCAGGGAGUAGUUAAGUCGGUGAAAUUUUCCAACGGAGAGACGAGCAUCGAAGUAGUCGACUCAGUCAGAGAGAAGGAUGUAUUUAUAGUGCAGAGUGGAUGUGGGGAUGUAAAUGAUACUUUUAUCGAGUUAUUGAUUAUGAUCGCUGCAUGUAAGACCGCUUCUGCUAAGAGAGUUACUGCCGUGUUGCCUUUGUUCCCAUACAGUAGACAGGCAGAUGUGCCACAUGCCGCAAACAAGACCGGGGCCCCUUCGAUUUCACACCAGAAGGAUUCAUAUACCUUUGAUAGUGCCCCAUCUACGCCCAGACCAUUGUCCAGAGCUGCAUCUCAGGCAAACCUGAACAGUGUUAACAACCCAAUUGCCAAUGGAAGCGGUACAAUCAACAACAAUAACCUUAAACAACCAACCCCCACCAGAAAACUCCCGUUUGUAGCCAAGUCUAUCGUAACCAACUCGGCAGGCACUCUAGGAACUGUUGAUGCGUACGGGAAGACCGAAAGUGGAUAUAAGCAAUGGAUUGCUCAAAAUGGGACUUUGAUAGCCAAUUUGUUGACCACUGCUGGGGCCGAUAGGUGUAUUACUAUGGACUUGCACGAUCCUCAGUUCCAAGGGUUUUUCAAUAUCCCAGUUGAUAACCUAUACUCCAGACCGUUGUUGAAGCACUACAUAAUCGACUUCAUUCCAAAUUAUCAGCAAUGUGUGAUCGUUUCUCCAGAUAGUGGGGGAGCCAAGAGAGCUACCUCCAUUGCAGAUAACUUAGGAUGUUCAUUUGCACUUAUCCACAAAGAAAGGAGAGCCAAGGUGGCCAAGAACCCGCCAUCUACACUGAUGUCAUCUUCAAAUUCAGUUUUGAGUUUGAAUUCGAGUGAAGUGCUCAUUUCUGGGCAACAAACGCCAGCUUCAUCCAGUGGGCAAAUGGUUGCAACCACUAUGCUCGUUGGGGAUGUAAAGGAUAGAGUGUGUGUUUUAGUGGAUGAUUUAGUAGAUACUUCAUACACCAUUACUCGUGCUGCCAAGCUAUUAAAAGACCAAGGUGCAAAAUACGUAUAUGCGCUUGUGACCCACUCUGUUUUAAGUGGAGAUGCUAUCAAUAGGUUGCAAAAGUCAUCUAUUGACAAGAUUAUUACUACUAACUCUGUUCCUCAAGCUGACCACGUGAGACAUCUUGGAACCGACAGGUUGGAGGUUUUAGAUGUUUCCAGAAUUUUAGCGGAGUCUAUCAGAAGAAUUCACAACGGGGAAAGUGUGUCCAUGUUAUUCGAUCACGGGUGGUGA
Molecule: messenger RNA, 1356 nt
Organism: Dujonia railenensis
Lineage: Eukaryota; Fungi; Ascomycota; Pichiomycetes; Serinales; Debaryomycetaceae
Source: the annotation of a GenBank genome assembly